This is a messenger RNA of Sinocyclocheilus grahami, 986 nucleotides long. It is a transcript of the gene tmem240b, whose product is annotated as transmembrane protein 240b. The record is from RefSeq and is a predicted model, not a curated record. The transcript has 4 exons. Bases 192 to 713 code for a protein of 173 amino acids. Lineage: Eukaryota; Metazoa; Chordata; Actinopteri; Cypriniformes; Cyprinidae.
AGCUCCUCAUUAAGCUAAUGCACUGAUCUGAGAUCUGAUACAGCGUCAGACGCGGAGCAACAGCUGCUGAGAGCCAGCGACAGACGCCAUGCAGAAACGCGCCGCAGGUGAGACAUCUGAUGCUCCGCGAUGAUGAGGAUGAGGAUGAAGGGCUGCGCUGAUCCGCGGACUGUGGCGAAGACGCGGCUGUAAUGAUGGCGGUGUUUGUGGUGUCUGGAGCGCUUCUGGUGCUGGCCAUCGUGUGUAUGUCCGACAUGAAUGCGCUGCUGGACCGAUUUCACAACUUCAUCCUGCCGCGCAUGCGCGGACCGGAGCGCGUGUGUCACUGCACCUGCGGCAGGCACCAUGUGGAGUACGUGAUCCCGUACGAGGGCUCGGGCUCGGCGAGCUCCGUGGGUUCCUCCGCCGGGAGCAGCGUGAGCAAGCAGGAGCUGGACCUGGUGCUGGGUCUCCUCAUGGGCUUCUGCAUCAGCUGGAUCCUGCUGUGGCUGGACGGAGCUCUUCACUGCGCUCUGCGCUUAUGGAGGUCCAGCAGACACUACGGUGCGGACGGCGAUGUGUGGCGCUCGUGGCGCUGGGUGUCGCGCGUGUGUAGCCUGCGAGAGCUGCGCAGACGCCUGCAGACACGCCAGACGGAGGAUGGCGGGAAUAACGUGGUGCAUGUCAAACAGAAGCUCUUCCACAACGGCCACCCGAGCCCCCGACGCCUCUGACAGACCCUCUGUUGUCCCGAGUGUUCGUUUUCUAGGGUCCACACGUCACCGGGGGUUGCAUUUUUUAAACCAAUCUUUGUGUACCGGGUAACAGUGUCUGUUUUAGAAGCACGGCAUGCUGGGUAGUCUUCGGCGAGCAGGUGUUGAUGAGAUCUGCUGCUGUAUUCAGUGUUUGUGUGACAUUACAGCGACUCGUCGGAUGCAGCGCACGGGGCUUGGGUUCCAGCCGUCAGAUGGUGUUCACGGUUCUUCACCAGGACAAACUCCAGAACG